ACACAAUGCAGCCGUAAAGAGGGGGAGAAAAAGGCGCAGAUGAAUAACACGGGUGACCUACGCUCGGCCAGCCUCCCCUACGGCCGCGUGCGCCCCUUCUCCCGAGCAACCGCCUCUCACUCCUCGUACAUAUAUAUAGAGCAAUAGAGUGCCACUCCCUCAUCACACUCCCCUCCGAACAUACACCGAAGCGCAUCCAGCGACCCGCGGGAAAGAACAUGAAGCUUGCCGUAGUUUUCGCUCUCGUGGCCGUGGCCGUGGCCGAGCAGGUGCCCCUCACCACCCCCCCUGUGGCCAUCCUGAGGAGCGCCCAGGUCAACCCCGACGCGUUCGGCGCCCACAGCUCCGACUUCGAGGCCGAGAACGGCAUCGUGUUCCAGUUCUCGGGCUCCGAGGGUGCCGCUGGCGGUGCCAACAUGGUCGGGUCUUGGAGCUACCCCCAGGAGGACGGCUCUCUGGCCGAAGUGAAGUUCGUGGCAGACGAGAACGGCUUCCAGCCCGAGUCCUCCCUCCUGCCCGUGGCCCCCGCCUUCCCCCACCCCAUCCCCCAGUUCGUCCUCGACCAGAUCGAGUUCGCCCGCCUCGAGGACGAGCGCAAGGCUCUCGAGGCUCAGCAGGCAGAGACGACUGAGGCUUAGAUGACGAUGGCACAGCCCAAAGGCUGUUUCAGAAAUUCCCAUAUUUAUGUUCACUUGUUUCUUGUUAUGAGUUUGUUUAAGGAAUGUAAAUAAUGUAAAUAAUGGAAUUACGCUGAUGAUUCCAUGCACCGUAAUCAGCAAAUGAACGCCUGAAGCAAUUAAACUGUCACUGACA
Messenger RNA from Penaeus monodon (black tiger shrimp), 813 nucleotides. RefSeq names its product cuticle protein AMP4-like. Gene Ontology annotation, cellular component: chitin-based extracellular matrix. Gene Ontology annotation, molecular function: structural constituent of chitin-based larval cuticle. The coding region runs from base 219 to 638 and encodes 139 amino acids. The transcript is spliced from 3 exons. Lineage: Eukaryota; Metazoa; Arthropoda; Malacostraca; Decapoda; Penaeidae. The record is from RefSeq and is a predicted model, not a curated record.